This is a messenger RNA of Nicotiana tabacum (common tobacco), 2162 nucleotides long. Lineage: Eukaryota; Viridiplantae; Streptophyta; Magnoliopsida; Solanales; Solanaceae. The record is from RefSeq and is a predicted model, not a curated record.
GGAUGAUUUUCGUCAAAACCUCGAAUUCCCAUUGCCAAGACUUAAAUUCAAACAUCUAUUAAGGUUUCCUCCGCACUCCUUUCUUGCCUUGACAUGGACUUGUCAACUUGCCCUUUCUGUAAUCUCACAGUUCUCACCCUUGAACUCGAAAGACACGCAAACAGUCACUUCGACGAUGAAGACAUUUCCAAGGACUUGGAAUUGGCACAAGAAAUUUCCCUUGCCUCCUCAAGUCCAUCUUAUUUCCAGGUUGAUCAUGCCAUGCAGUGUGAAACCAGUUCUCGGAAGAAUCAUGAGAAUAGUUUCUUGAAAUGUGAUGCCAAAAAUUGCACACCCGGAGAGAAAGAUCUAACUGAAGAGAUAAGGAUUUUAGCUAGUGUGCAGAUCAAGGAAAUCUGCCCUCAGAUUGGACAAGGCUCGAUGGAUUUGUUGAAGAACUGUUUAGAGUUGGAGACUGAAAAGACCACCACUAUUUUGUGUGGUUUUGUUGAUCAUUUUCAAAGCAGCCCUUCAGAGGAUUUUGGGUGGGGUUGUGGGUGGAGUAAUAUCCAGAUGCUUAGUUCUCACUUGCUUAACCAACAUCAAGCAGCAAGGGAGGUGUUGUAUGGAGGUUCUGGGUUUGUACCUGACAUCCCUUCACUCCAAAGAUGGCUUGAAAUUGCUUGGCAAAGAGGCUUUGAUAAACAGGGCUCAGAAGACUUUGAUCGAGCAAUUUAUGGCAAAAGAAAUUGGAUUGGAACAACAGAAUGUGCUACACUCUUCCGUUCGUUUGGCGUUCGGGCCAGAAUAGUGGACUUUAUAAGCCGUGACUCUAGGUCUAAUGGAGUCGGGAAUUAUGUCAGCAAGAUGUCACUGCAGGUUUAUGGACCAAUGGAUAGAUAUCUGUCCAAAAAGAAAAAUGAUAUAUCUGAGGCUGUUUCUAUUUCGUACGAUGUAAAGGCUAAGCCUAGGGUACAACAGGCACUCGUUGAUUGGGUGUGGAGUUACUUCUGUGACAAUAAAUUCAAGAAUUCAAGCAAUCAUGGUAUCCUAGUGAGUCAAAAAGCGCCCUUGUACUUCCAGCAUGAUGGCCAUUCAAGAACCAUUGUUGGGAUUCAAAGUAGAUGUCAGAGAAAUGGGUCGAUACAUUACAAUCUAUUGAUCUUAGAUCCAGGUCAUGUAAGUAUAUGCACAUGCAUUGAUAAGCAAGUCUUUUAUCACGGCUCUAUUAUUGCUUUGUUCUUUAUGCACAUCCCUGAUGGCUAUAUUGCGAUACUUCUUGAAAGGAUUUUUAGUUAUCCCUGAUGACCAUAUUUGUCAUAUUCCUUGAAAGGUGUAUGUUACAUCCUUAGUCUCCUCUUCCCUAGUUAAAUGAUUAUAAUGAGUUUAUUUUCUUUUAUAAACCAUUUUCUUGUUAUCUUGCCGGUGUUACUGCCUGUUGCUAUUGCUUUUUUCAUCUUUCCUUGAGCUGAGGGUCUAUUGGAAACAACCUCUCUACCUUCUCAAGGUAGGGGUAAGGUCUGCAUUCAUGCUAUCCUCCCCAGACCCCACUUGUGGGAUUACACUUGGUUUGUUGUUAUUGUUGUAUUAACUGAAGAUGGAACAGCAUAUUACAUUAGAUGUUGGUUUUAUGAUUCAGAAAGUUGGCUAUGCUUCAUGACUUCCUCUUUUGGCAGUUGGGUUCAUGGUUUAACCUGCUUAUGUAUCAAUUAUCAUUGGUUCCAGAACUAAGAAGUCUUAAGGAAUUUUAGACUUUUGCAUUAAAUGUGUUGUUAAGGGUAUUCUUACAUUAUCAAUACAACUGGAAUUGUAUUAUGUGGUCUAGAUAAGCACAUAUGAGAGAUUCGUGAAUGUGCUGCUCUCAUUUAAUAUUGCUGUGCUGCAAAUGUGCACACUUAUUAAAUGUUAUCGUUUAAGGUUCUUAAUCAUGUUUCCUUGCAUGUUGUAGUUCUCAUCACUUAAGGUUAAGACAUGAUUUGGGAAUGCCUGAAGAUGGGAUAGUUAUCGAAAUGUUUUGCUUUCUCCUCCCUCCUUCUCUUGUUGAGGUGUUGAGAAGAAAUCAAAUAAUGCUGUUCAUUGCAAAGCUAUUUAAUGCCCUUCCAAGUUAGGGCGAAAGCUAAAAGACUUCUGAUUUUAUCGUUCUUUUUACUCGUAAAUUUUGUCAAAAUAUCAAAUUGCCUGUC